Molecule: messenger RNA, 1176 nt
Organism: Meyerozyma guilliermondii ATCC 6260
Lineage: Eukaryota; Fungi; Ascomycota; Pichiomycetes; Serinales; Debaryomycetaceae
Product: purine-nucleoside phosphorylase
Exons: 1
Coding region: 1-1176 (391 amino acids)
Biological process (GO): nucleoside metabolic process; transmembrane transport
Cellular component (GO): endoplasmic reticulum
Molecular function (GO): catalytic activity
Source: RefSeq, a predicted model, not a curated record
AUGGUAGUGGUCAUGUUAGUGGUCUUGCCUCUCCUAUUCAUGGUUUCUGCCGCUCAAGCGCUUCAGGUGCCGUUUGGAAUAAAAAACGACAGGCCAGAAAGCUCAGCUUCAACCCUAAUGGCUCCAGCCGUGAAGUCUCCGAAGGUCUUUAUAGUGUCGAUGUUUAAGCCAGAGGAAGAGGUUUGGACAUCACGCAUGAAUUUUGAACAUAGGUUGGAAAUACCAGGUCUUGCAUCCACAUCGCCCUAUAUCAGAUGCACUGAUAACUAUGAUAUAUGUCAGUUCACCACAGGAGAAGGAGAGAUAAAUGCUGCUGUUUCUAUGGCAUUUCUUGUUUCAUCGCCUUUAUUUGAUUUGACUAAAACUUACUGGUUAUUGGCGGGAAUUGCUGGUGGGGAACCGUCACAAGUCACCACGGGAUCGGUGACGUUUGCAAGGUUUGCAAUUCAGGUUGGACUACUGUUUCAAAUCGAUUCCAAGGAAUUAUCGGAAUCCUACUCCAACUGGACAUCUGGUUAUUUUGCAUAUGGGACAAAAGAUCCUUGGACUUAUCCUAAAGCAGUAUACGGGACAGAACUGUUCGAAUUGAACGACAAUCUUAGAACCCAUGUGAUGAAAAUCGCAGAACAAUACACUGGUCAAUUAAAACUUGGGGACACCGAUAAUCAGGCGCUUCGCAAACUAUACAACUAUCCACUGGCAAACUCUCCACCAUCUAUCAAGGCAUGCGAUGUGACUACUAGUGAUGGAUAUUUCACCGGCGAGGUGCUCGCAAACUACGUUACAGAUUACUCACACAUGCUUACCAAUGGCACAGCUGUGUACUGUGCAUCGGCACAAGAAGAAAAUGCCACUCUUGAGGCGUUUCUUCGAAUGGCCACGGCCGGGCGCAUCGACUUUCUGAGAAUUAUCGUAAUGAGGUCCAUCUCCAACUUUGCGCGGAGCCCCGCGGGAAUGGACCCAUUAGAUUUCUUUUUGCAUUACCCCAAAGGAGGCUUUGACCAUGCAUUAGAUAAUCUCUACAUUGCAGGAUGGCCUAUCGUUCAAGAUAUAGUGGAUCGCUGGGGUUCAGAUUACAGAGAUGGCAAGUACGCGGCUCUGAAUUACGUUGGGGACAUUGUUGGUCGUUUGGGGCAGAAACCGCCAUACGGACGCAAGAAAUACGGAGUUCAUUAA